UGUUGUUAUGUGAUAUAUUAUGCUAUUUGGAAAGAUUCUAUACAGACUGAAUAUAAUUGUUUGUGUCAGUUUAUCAAAGUUUUUAUUAAUACUUUAUUAUUAUUGUUUCAAAAUCAAACUUGUCGUAUUUUAGUUCACCAAUUGCAUUAUUAAUUUUUAGCGUAAUGGAAAUUCAUGCCAACCAUUUAAAUUGUGAAUUGUAUAAUGUACGUUAAAGGACGUUAAAAUUUAACGGCAUUCUAUUAGAUAGUUUAUUGACAUUCCUGAUAUAGUUUUAUAUAUCAUUCUAAACGUUAAUUUCGUCAGAACAGUCAAAAUUGUCUAAAACGUUUAAUUAAUGUUUCAUAGGCCCCUUUAAUAGCUUUGAAACCAUAUGAUUUUCUUGUAAUGAUAUUCACCAUAUCCUCUCUAUGUUCACCUAAAUCUCGGUGUGUUCUUUGGUGGUCGGCAGGCAGCCUACGCGUCCAGUGCAAUAGCGAGGGCCAAUGCGAUGUUGCAAGGGGUUCCACGGCUUUGGCACUCAGGCAAAGGACAAGAUGCAUAUUCUAGCAAGAUGAAGGUUUAGAAAAUUUGCCAACGGAACUACAACGCAAUUUCCAUCUAAUGAGAGACCUGGACCAAAGAGCUCAGGAUGUUAUGCGGAAUAUAGACCAGAUUUCAGAUGAGUACCUGUCAGGCGUCAAGGGCCUGAGUCCGGAAAAGCGCUCGGAGCAGAUGAGCAAGAUCCAGAAGAUGUUCAACAGAGCCAAAGAAUAUAGUGACGAUAAAGUGCAGCUUGCGAUCCAGACGUAUGAGCUGGUUGACAAACACAUAAGAAGACUGGAUUCCGACCUUGCGAAAUUCGAAGCAGAAAUAAAGGAGAAAGCGCUAAAUAAUAAUAAAAAAGAGGAGGAUACGAGUAGUAAAAAGAAAGGGAGAAAAAAGAAAGAAGAGAAGGGUAAGAAUAAGAGAAAAGGUGGCAACCAAUCGGACGAGGAGGAGACGACCCCCAAGCCAGGACGGAAGAAGCAGAAAAAGAAGAUGGAGACGGACUCAGCCAUCAAGUCAGUUCUUCCUUGCCUGUCCAUUGCGCACCCUUCAGAUGUCAUGGACAUGCCAGUCGAUCCUAACGAACCUACGUACUGCCUAUGCCACCAGGUGUCUUAUGGCGAGAUGAUUGCCUGCGACAAGAUGGAUUGCCCAAUUGAGUGGUUCCAUUUCGCCUGUGUCGGACUCACCACAAAACCAAAAGGAAAAUGGUAUUGUCCAAAGUGUUCAACAGAGAGAAAGAAAAAGUAGUGUUGUGGGCUAGUAACUUUUUAGGAGAGAUGUUUAAAUUACGCUAUUUUCAAAAAUAAAUGAAUGAAAUAAAAUUAAAAAAAAAAUAGAUGAAUAAAUGAAUGAAUGAAUAAAUAAAUAAACGAAUAAAUAGAUAUUAGGUUAGGACUGUUAUUUGUUGUGUAUAGGUCUCAUUUUUUAAGUGGGGAAUUUUUAAAUAGAUAGCAGAAGAUAUAGAGUUCAAGGGCUAGUGAUUAUAUUAAUGGUUGUCCGUGGAUUUCUAGACUUCUUACAAAAUAUGUCUAGUUUUGAAUACAAUCAUGUUACAGUAUUAUAAUUUAUAAAUACUUCCAGUCUCGCAUAUUUAUUUUUCAUGCCAUUCGAUGCUCCCAUUUUUUCUUUUCUUUUUUAUAAUGGCUGAUCAAAAGGUAUAUGUAAAGAAAAGUAUAUAAAAAAAUGGAAAUUAUAUUCUUAUUUUCAUGUGAUUUUCAAGACAUUUUAAUUGUUUUAAAACUUGCGUAUGGAAAAAUGUUCACGAAACACAAAUGUGCAUUUUCUUUCUCUUCUUCAAAUAGUUAGUCCCUGAAGGCUAGAGAUUAGUCAUAUUUUUUUAUCACUAGGGUAGGAGUAUUGGAGGACAAAAUAGCAUGCAAGAUCUAUUUUAACUGUACCGUUGUUUUUGUACGGACUGAAAGUGAUAUUUUAGGAUAGAGUAGUUCUCGUCUGUUCUUCUCUCUGUCGUACCAGAUUUUUGGUUCAUUUUUUUAUAUUUGAAUUUCAUUUGCUUAUUAUAAUUUUUUUUUUUUUUCAUGAUUUACUUUCUUUUCUCUUUUCUAUGUAUUUUUUUAAAACUGUUAUACCAGAUACUUUUUAUAUAAACAUUGAAACACACAAGCAUCAGAAUGACAUAAUGAUAGAUAGAGAAUAUGAAGUAAUAUAGAAUGG
Molecule: messenger RNA, 2202 nt
Organism: Penaeus chinensis
Lineage: Eukaryota; Metazoa; Arthropoda; Malacostraca; Decapoda; Penaeidae
Gene: Ing5
Product: inhibitor of growth protein 5-like
Exons: 6
Coding region: 604-1278 (224 amino acids)
Biological process (GO): regulation of DNA-templated transcription
Cellular component (GO): nucleus
Source: RefSeq, a predicted model, not a curated record